AUGAAUCUCCUGUUGCUGUUAUUGUUGGCUCUUGUUGCCUUGGGUACAGGAAUCACUGUUCCUGAAAAAGUGGUGGAUACCAAUGAUGUGGCUCAACAGGUAGCCAACGAUAAUCAACCACAACUCGAGUCUCAGGAUAACGAUGGUGAUAAAAAGGUGGCAAAAAGAAGUUACGGUUGGAAUCCGUGGAUUUAUUCAGGGUAUAGUUACGGUUGGCCCUGGUAUGGUAUUGGUUCAGGACAUGGAUGGUACCCAGGUGGAUGGUACACUGGUUGGCCGGCAAUUUAUGGCCACGGUUAUGGUGGAUACUUUGGAUACCGCGGUUACGGUGGUUGGUACAAAGGAUGGUAAA
Osmia bicornis bicornis is the source of this 352-nucleotide messenger RNA. RefSeq names its product cold and drought-regulated protein CORA-like. The record is from RefSeq and is a predicted model, not a curated record. The transcript is spliced from 3 exons. Lineage: Eukaryota; Metazoa; Arthropoda; Insecta; Hymenoptera; Megachilidae. The coding region runs from base 1 to 351 and encodes 116 amino acids.